Molecule: messenger RNA, 927 nt
Organism: Suillus bovinus
Lineage: Eukaryota; Fungi; Basidiomycota; Agaricomycetes; Boletales; Suillaceae
Exons: 6
Coding region: 1-927 (308 amino acids)
Source: RefSeq, a predicted model, not a curated record
AUGAAAUCUCAAAGUGGAGUGUCCUUGGGGCAUUUGACUCUUGGAUUCGAAGAGAUCUCCCCUCCAGAUGCUGAAUCUCCAAUAGAUGUUGACCAGAAUGCUACAGAUGCAGUCAACACAACAAAGGAGCAGGGCAUCAAUGUACCAAUCAUAGAUGUUGAUGUCCCAGAAUCCAGUGGACUACCCGCCAGUAAUGAGAGCUGGAACUGCAUUGGUGAGAAACUCACCAUUGCACUUUUACUUUUCCUAAAGCUUUUCCAGGAUAUUGAAGUUCCUAUUCAGGAUAUGGUGAAAGGUGAUCCUCUAGUGAUGCAUGAUACACCACGAGCAAGCAAAACCAUCCAAAGGGUAAUUCUUCUGGUAACUGAGUCCAUUCACAACAUCAUUGGAGCUUUCAGUCUAUCUCCUGACUACCCUCAAUGCCUGUCCUAUGAACCUGAUGUGUUCGUUCCUUCGCGUCUACUGGCUAAACAAUGCCCAACACCAGCAGAUUCUACACCAUCUGCAUCAGUUCCUCCGCCUCCACAUCCUUUCCCAAAUAUCAUGAAGAGGUUAGCUGCAAGAGAUUUUGAAGAUAUUCUACAGUGUGCUAUGCCUAUUUUUGAGGGCCUUUUUCCAGCCUCACAUGAUGCUACAAUACAGACCUUGUUAUUCAGGUUUGCUAAAUGGCAUGCAUAUGCAAAGAUGCGACUACACACUGAAGCAGCUCUUGAUUCCAUGUCACAGGCGUUGACUUCCCUUACUCGGCAGUUACAAAAGUUCCGGCAUCAGGUCUGUGAUGUAUACAACACUUUCGAACUGCCGAGGGAACAGAACACAUGGCAGCGACAAGAAGCAUGCAGCGAACACCAGAAUACUGGUGUGCCUUCAUCCUCUCCGAAGAAGAAAUCAUUCAAUAUGAAAACCUACAAGUUUCAUGCUCUAUGA